Messenger RNA from Nannochloropsis gaditana CCMP526, 1583 nucleotides. RefSeq names its product pre-mRNA-splicing factor RBM22/SLT11 (gene RBM22). The coding region runs from base 15 to 1361 and encodes 448 amino acids. The record is from RefSeq and is a predicted model, not a curated record. Gene Ontology annotation, molecular function: metal ion binding; U6 snRNA binding; pre-mRNA binding. Gene Ontology annotation, cellular component: U2-type catalytic step 2 spliceosome; Prp19 complex; U2-type catalytic step 1 spliceosome. The transcript has 3 exons.
ACAGGCGGGCGACCAUGGGGGAACGAGGCAUGCAAAUAAAGGCGGAUUUGAAUAAGGAAGGAUGGGAAUCGAGUGACUUCCCUUUGGUAUGCGAGACGUGUCUGGGGGACAAUCCCUACGUCCGCAUGACCAAGGAACCUGCGGGCAAGGCUUGCAAGAUAUGUGACAGGCCAUUCACCAUUUUUCGGUGGCGCCCGGGGGCCAAGGCCCGCUUCAAGAAGACGGAGGUGUGCCAAACUUGUGCGAAAAUGAAGAACGUCUGCCAAACUUGUGUUCUGGAUUUGACUUACGGCUUGCCCGUUCAAGUACGGGACUCUGUCUUGGCGGAAGCAGCGGCCGCUGGGGAGGGAGGAGCAGCAUCAUAUGCGAUGACAGUCCCGCAAAGUGACACAAACAAGCAAUGGUUUGCCGGUCAACACGAUAGAAUGGUUGCAGAAGGCCAUGCUGAUUCGUACGGCAAGGCUCAAAUCAACGAAAAACUCAUGCGGUUGUCUCGAGCCCAACCAUACUACAAGCGAAAUUUGCCGCACAAAUGCACGUUCUAUGCCAAGGGAGAGUGCACACGUGGGGACCGUUGUCCAUUUUUGCAUGAGAUGCCCACGUCCCGCAGUGAUCCCCUGGCCAACCAGAACAUCAAAGACCGCUUCUACGGGCAGGACGACCCCGUGGCCCAGAAAAUGUUGGGCCGGGCGGCAUCGAAGGAGAAAGAGGACCAGGCACCCCUGAUCCCGCCCACGGACCCCGAGAUCAAGACGCUGAUGGUCGGGGGGAUGGAGGGGGGGGCGGUCACGGAGACGGAGAUGCGCGAAGCUUUUUACGGCUUUGGAGAGGUGGCCGGCGUCCGCAUGGUCCCGGCCAAGCACCUUGCCUUUGUCGAGUACACCACCCGGGAGGCGGCGGAGGCGGCGGCAAAGGCCCUGCACAACAACCUUACGUUGCAAGGGCUACGUUUGCGUGUGUCCUGGGCCCUUCGACAGGCGGGCUCUGGCCCCUUCAAUCCAGGCACUGGCACGGGGAGCUUCGCCAGUGCGGGCGGCGCGGGCCCCCUUGGCGCCCCACCGGACUUCGCAAAUCAACCUGUCAGCACGAUGGCAGGGCAGUCCCUUCCUUUGCCACCGCCUCAGCCUCUGAAUUUCCCGCCUGGACCCUCGCCCUCUUCUUGGGUACCCGGGAGCAACACGCUUCCCCCUCCUGGUGGCUAUCCGCCACCCGGGCCUCACCCAGGGCAAGGUGGCGUGCGAGGUCCCCCCUCUCUGCCUCCUCCGCAGCAGCCGUAUUAUCCCUCUAUGGAUCCUCAACGUAUGGGCGCACGACUUCCGCCUCAGAACCAAGCUGCUUCCUCCGGUCCUAGGGACCGCUGAGUCUGAAUGAAAGGAGAGACAAAGGCUGUUGAAAGGAGAGCUGUGAACCUCGCGAGGACGGGGUCGACAGGGCUUGCCCCGUCAAAGAAGCGGAUACCUGGAUUUGUACAGAUAUCGAGGCUCAUAUUUUACAGUUUGUACUAUGGUCGCAAUUAAAUGGAUGGCGAUGUGUGCGAUGAACCAUUGACUAGAGAAAAGAUAGAAAUUGGGUGCCUUGACACA